This is a messenger RNA of Recurvomyces mirabilis, 870 nucleotides long. RefSeq lists its product as uncharacterized. The record is from RefSeq and is a predicted model, not a curated record. Lineage: Eukaryota; Fungi; Ascomycota; Dothideomycetes; Mycosphaerellales; Teratosphaeriaceae. Bases 1 to 870 code for a protein of 289 amino acids. Gene Ontology annotation, molecular function: polygalacturonase activity. The transcript has 4 exons.
AUGGCUGGCAGUAAUGCCGCUCUGCGGCAUCUCAUACUCUUGCUUGUAUUCAACGCAUACUUCUUGACCGUAGCAGCAGUCCCUGGCUGGAAUCACGGGAGCGUAUAUGAUGUAGCAUUCGAGAGAGGUCUCGUCACUCGUGGUCUCAACGCAACAUUCGCCAACACAACGACAACAACGAACGAUACUGUCGCAGCUGCUCGGGAAAUACUGGCAGAAGCUGUAACCCAGCAAGGAAUCUACAACAAAUACCGCUUCGCACACAUAAGAAAGAACAGCUACAAGCCGGGCCAGCGAGUCCCUAUGCGAAGACGUGACGCAGGCGAGCCAGACGCACCUCAUCUCAAUGCAACUGUGCUCGCAGCUUCAGCAAUCGUCGCCGAGCACGACGCCAAAACCAAGGCUGCUAAUGGCACACUCCACAAGUCGUAUCCUCCCCUUCGCUACAAGGCUUCCGAGACAGAUGCAAGUCCUGGGCACAAACGAGCCGUUGAGAACGACUGGUGGGUUCCUGCCAUCAAGAGAGAUGGCUUGGCACCUAUGGGCGCAGGCUCUUACCCAGUGUGGCGAGAUGUUACCGAUCCUCAGUAUGGCGGUGGUGCCAAAGGCGAUGGUGUUACGGAUGAUACGGCGGCCAUUAACGCUGCUAUAGCUGCCGGUAGUAAUUGUGGGCAAGGCUGUCUGUCGUCUUCAAUCAAGGGCACAUUGGUAUAUUUUCCACCUGGGACUUAUUUGAUCUCUUCACCCAUCAACGCGUACUACUACAGCCAACUGGUCGGUGAUGCUGUCAAUACCCCAGUUAUCAAGACGUCACAGAACUUUAUUGGCUUGGGCGCCAUCCAGUCCGAUGUCUACAUUCCGAGUGCGUAA